This is a messenger RNA of Drosophila serrata, 339 nucleotides long. Its product is annotated as ciliary microtubule associated protein 1A-like. NCBI's taxonomy places the organism in Eukaryota, Metazoa, Arthropoda, Insecta, Diptera, Drosophilidae. The record is from RefSeq and is a predicted model, not a curated record.
AUGGGCAGCAGCAAGGAGGGCAAGAUCCGCUCGGCUCCGGCCUACACGAUCACGGGUCGCGAGAAGCCGCCUCUGAUACCGGUCAUGAUCUUCCCCGGACCGGGCUACUACGAUGGCGAAUACACCGUGGUGAAGCCCAAGCCGCCCGUCUACUCGAUGCGCGGCAAGUACAAGAUGGGCAGCGACGAUGCCAAGCCAGGACCCGGGGCCCAUUGUCCGGAGAAGAUAAACCUCUCGCACGUGCCCGCCUACAGCUUUGGGAUCAAGCACUCGCAGUACUUGGGGCGCCUGAACGAGAAGAAUGCCGAGUUCGACUACAGUUUCUCGGGAAUCUGCUGA